Messenger RNA from Nematolebias whitei (Rio pearlfish), 1212 nucleotides. It is a transcript of the gene tmlhe, whose product is annotated as trimethyllysine hydroxylase, epsilon. The coding region runs from base 1 to 1212 and encodes 403 amino acids. Lineage: Eukaryota; Metazoa; Chordata; Actinopteri; Cyprinodontiformes; Rivulidae. Gene Ontology annotation, biological process: carnitine biosynthetic process. Gene Ontology annotation, cellular component: mitochondrion. Gene Ontology annotation, molecular function: iron ion binding; trimethyllysine dioxygenase activity. The transcript is spliced from 7 exons. The record is from RefSeq and is a predicted model, not a curated record.
AUGUUUCGCUCGCUGGCGCGACCGGCGCUGAGCCGUCAGCUGCUGUCCGCCCUCACAUCCCGGACACAAGACGCACAGGUCCGGGCUAAGACUUCCGCGAGCGUCCGCUUACUCGAGGACUGCCUCGAGCUCAACCACGGCGGGAUGCCGAUGCGUUUCAACUACGUGUGGCUGCGGGACCACUGCCGCUCCGCCUCGUCCUUCGACCCCUCCACCCACCAGAGGAGCGUGGACACCGGCAGCAUCGAGCUCAGCAUCCGGCCCGACGCCGCCGCGGAGGAGGACGGUCUACUCACCCUGACGUGGCCUGGUGGUCAUGUGUCAAAGUACAGCCUCGGCUGGUUAGCAGAGAACAGCUAUGAAGAAAAGGAGCAGGCCACUAUCCAGCCACGCAUCCUGUGGAACGCAGACAUUUAUAAGAAUGCAGACAUUCCAUCAGCCAAAUGGGACAAGUUCAUGAGCUGCGACAGCGAGCUGAAGAAAUUUCUCAAGAACUACCUACUGUACGGGAUCGCCUUUGUCGACGACGUUCCGACUACAGUAGAAGCUACUGAGUUGGUUACACAGAGGGUCAGUCUCAUCAGGGAGACUACAUUUGGGAGAAUGUGGUGCUUUACAUCAGAUUUUUCCAGAGGAGACUCUGCCUACAGUCAGCUGGCCCUGGACCGUCACACUGACACCUCCUACCUCCAGGAGCCAUGUGGCAUCCAAGUUUUCCAUUGUCUCAAGCACGAGGGCACUGGUGGACGGACACUACUUGUAGAUGGGUUCUACGCCGCAGAGAAACUGCGGCAACGGUCACCUGAAAACUUUGAGCUGCUUGCCCGAGUUCCCAUCAGGCACGAGUACCAAGAAAGCACAGACGGUCACCGGAACCACAUGACGGGCAUCGGUCCAGUGCUUAAAACUUACCCCUGGAACAACGAGCUCUACCUGAUACGAUAUAACAACUAUGAUCGAUCAGUGAUAAACACAAUUCCCCAUGGUACUGUCCAGUGCUGGUAUGAGGCGCAUCGAGAGCUGACAGCAGAACUACGGCGUCCAGAAAACGAGCUCUGGAUUAAACUUAAUCCAGGCAAAGUGGUUUUUAUAGACAACUGGAGGGUGUUGCAUGGGAGGGAGUCGUUCACCGGCUUGAGGCAGCUCUGUGGAUGUUAUCUGACCAGAGACGAUGUCCUCAGUUUGGCACGUUGCCUCGGUCUGCAGGCAUAA